Patella vulgata (common limpet) is the source of this 3250-nucleotide messenger RNA. Its product is annotated as UDP-glucuronosyltransferase 2B20. The coding region runs from base 88 to 1647 and encodes 519 amino acids. Gene Ontology annotation, molecular function: UDP-glycosyltransferase activity. The transcript has 2 exons. Lineage: Eukaryota; Metazoa; Mollusca; Gastropoda; Patellidae. The record is from RefSeq and is a predicted model, not a curated record.
UUUCGUAACCCAGUUAUCAAUUCGCAGGAAAAUUUGACGUGCUCGCAGUGCAAAACCCACUUAAUACUAUAAUCAAAGGAGAUUACUAUGUCUGUUCGAAUUAUUUUGGCAUUAGUCCUGACAUUAGCUGUUGUCAAAGCUGCAAAUGUUCUACUUCUACCACAAUCUGCCCACAGCCACUGUUUGGAAAUGGUUGGCAUCGCUAACGAAUUAACAAAGCGAGGACAUUCCGUUUAUGCCUACGUAACAUAUGCAACUAAAGCACAUUGUUUUGAUGGCAGUAAUGUUACGGUCAUCCGAUUUGCUUUGUUAGAAGAAGGGGUGCAACGCCGCUAUGAAUUCUUGAACAAAACGAUUGAAGCGGUUUUUAACGGAGGCAAUAUAAUAACUUCCGGUCUUGCAUUUGCUAUUACUAAAGGGUGUGAAGACCACUGUCAAGGGGCGUUAUCGUCUUCAGCAGGACUGAAAAGACUACAAUCUCUUAAAAUCGACAUAACCCUUGCUGAUGCAGUGCCAUUGUGUAACUGUCUUUAUUAUUUACCACGUUUUCUAAAGACCCCCGUUGUCAGUAUUUGUAGCUUUAUACUGGAAAGUAACUCUGGAAUGCCCUUUACUUUCAAUACGAAUCCACUUUUAAUGAGUUCCUAUACUAGUGAAAUGACCUUUUCACAAAGAUUAUUGAACCUGUUAGGUACUUUAGCCUUUAAUUUGGCCUUGAGAUUAGCGUAUGUUGUUAAUCCGACUGAUGUUACCAAGUUAAAACAAUAUGUUCCAGCAGAAGUCUUUGAUAUUGAAAAAGAUGAAAUGAUUCGAGAAUCUGUUUUGUUUUUAGAAAAUUCGGACACCAUCUUGGAAUAUCCGAAAGCUACGUAUCCAAAUUUUAUCCGUGUUGGUGGAAUAACAACUCGUCCUCCAAAACCUCUCCCUAAAGAUCUGGAAAAGUUCAUGUCCUUGUCACAGAAUGGCGUGGUGGUAGUCUCUUUUGGAAGUAUGCUGAAAAAUGCACCACCUUAUCUUUUUCAAAAAUUGUUGAAAGUUUUUCAAAAUCUAAACCAUAAUGUAAUAAUGGCACAUAGUAAAAAUGAAAACUAUGGUAAUGUGAAAACUGUAGAAUGGCUGCCACAAAAUGACGUGUUGGGUCAUCCUAAUACUCUUCUAUUUAUUUCACAUUGUGGUAAAAAUGGCUUCUUUGAAGGUUUUUAUCAUGGUGUGCCUAUCAUUUGUACACCUCUUCAUGCCGAUACUUUCUCUACGGCCAUUAAAGUCAAAUAUCAUAAAGUCGGAAGUUCGGCAGAUAUACUUAAUGGCGAUGCUGAUAAAAUACUGAAUAUUAUAAAAGACACUUUAAAUGAUAAAAGUAUUAAGAGGAAUAUGAAGAAAGCUUCUGCUAUUUUUCAUUCGGCACCAUUCACUCCACAAGAAAGAGCCGCUAAUGCUAUAGAACAUGUAUUAAAGUUUGGUGGUGAUCAUUUAAAACCAGUUUCUAGUAAAAUGUCUUUAAUAGCUCAUACUAUGCUAGAUAUUUGGUUUACAUUAUUUUUACUUACAUCUAUUAUACUUUAUAUAUUUUAUAGAUUAAUACGAGGUUGUUUUAUUUGUAUAUUCUGUAGAAAACAAAAUACAACUCCAAAGAAGAAAAAGGACUGAAAUAUUAUAUAAAACAAGAAUACUUUUAAAUUGUACAUUUUGACCGGAAAAGGCUUUAUUUGCAUAUUUAAAUAUUAUAGCUACUGUUCUCGUGAUAAUCUACGAAAUAAUAUAGUAAUUAGAAUUGUUCAAGUUGUUGGGGAUUAACCACUUUAUGUAAUGGUAGUGGGGCAACUGGAAGGUUUGUUAAUAAGUUUGUAACGUGUUUCUAUAGAUUUGGGAAUCAAAGAUAUAUAAAUCCAAGAAACAGUCAGUUCUUUAGUUAGGUUUACUAACUAUAAACUUAUUAGAAACCUGACCAGUUGUUAUGGUAUUUAGGUAUGUGUAAAUAUAUUAGGUUUAAUAUCAAGUCAUUUUGUAUAUAUAUAUAGAAGUUUCUAAGAAUAAUUAAUUAUAGUUAUUAAUUUCAUUUAUCUUAUCCAUAUUCAAUAUUAUUUUGUAAUACUUACUGUAUUUUUAUUAUUCAUAUUUUGAGUUACGUUUUACUAACUAUAAACUUUUUACAAAUCUGACCAGUUGUUCUGGAGCUAGCCAUUGUUGAAGAAAGCAUGCAGCUCUUUGGAAAUGAAAUGAAAUGAAAUGGGGUUUAACACGCUACUGUUCUGCACCGACUGGACUAACGAGGAUGAGAAUAAGUCAUCAUACAGUGUACUAUGAGCUUAACUCGUAUAUUGAAUUACAACAAGGAUCGAACACGGGUCCUCCGGGUUAGCGGACCAACGUCUUACUCACUGAGUCGCCGUUUAAGUAGAAGAUUUAAUGUGAUUCAGUCGAGGUGGAAAUGGGUGAAACCAAGUCCAAACAAAUACGGUUAUAAUAGUUCUAUAGGAAACCCAACAGUUCAGCUCAUUUCAUGUUCAAAUUAUCCAUCGAGUCGUCAAAACGGUAAAAAAAAAAGUCAUUAUCUGAUGAAGUCUUCGCCUGUUGAACUCUCAUCCUUAUUAACGGAAUGGAACUUACUGAGUCUGAACUUGCGUUGGUUUUUCCCAUUCCUGGUGUAGUACCUAGUCCAAAUCGUGAAGAUUCUGCCAGAUUGUGCGUCCAAGAAUGUCUCUGAUAUGCCCAAUUGGAUUUAGGCCAUUGCUUCUGGUUGGCUACGUUAGUGUAUAUGAACAGACGCAGAAAAUCAACAAGGACGCACACGUUGUGUUCUAGUUUUGUUGUCCAUAAAGAUUGGUCGUGUGAGAAGAGGAUGAUUGUCAAAGUGGGGAACCACAACCCUAUCCACGAUCUCUCUUUGGUAUUAAAAUUAUCGGUAACUGUUACCAGUGGAAGCUUACAGUCAUAUGAAAGGCAACCCUAUAUCGUCAUAGAGCCACUAAUGAAUGAAACCUGCUCUAUCGGAUGUCCCCAUAGUGCAGCUACUAUUUUAUCGUUUUGUAGAGUCGUUUGACAGUUCACCACCAGCGUCCUCUGUUGUCACAAUAUUCAGGUUAGAUGAGUUUGCAAGAUUGGUAUUUGGAGAUUUGUAUUUGAAAAUUUAUUGUACGAGAUUUGUUUUUUGUUGUAUAUUUCUGGUGAAAUGUAAAUGUUUUUUUUUUUUAUUUUCGAAAAGAAAUUGUAUCAUUACAUUAAAGUACAAUUAAAUGAAACAAAGAUACAA